AUGGAGAAGAAGUGUGGGUGUUGGGCUAUUUUAAGACGCAGUGUUAGUGGCACCCGUAAAUCCUCUGAUUCAAGAAAUUCUGCGAACUCAAUCCCUAAAAGUAGUCUUGUUUAUGAUGCAGUUACAGAGACACGGUACCUCAAUGCCAGCAACAGGGGAAUGUGUGCUCCAGAUGAAGCACGAAGCUCAUCUGAUGAUCCCAAAUCCAAUCCACUACCGGCUGAAAAAGAAGCACCCCGCCAACUGCUGCAAUUUACUUUCCAGGAGCUAAAGUCAGCAACUGGAAAUUUUAGACCGGAUAGCAUUCUCGGCGAGGGCGGAUUUGGAUUCGUCUUCAAAGGAUGGAUUGAGGAGAAUGGUACGGCACCUGCGAAACCUGGGUCGGGGACUACAGUUGCCGUCAAGAGUUUGAAGCCAGACGGUGUUCAAGGCCAUAGAGAAUGGGUGGCUGAAGUGGACUUUCUUGGACAACUUCAUCACCCUAAUCUGGUUAAGCUAAUUGGAUAUUGCAUUGAAGAUGACCAAAGGCUACUGGUUUACGAAUUUAUGACCCGUGGAAGCCUUGAAAAUCAUCUUUUCAGAAGGACCAUACCUCUUCCCUGGUCCAACAGGAUAAAAAUUGCACUUGGAGCAGCCAAAGGAUUAGCCUUUCUCCAUGGAGGAACCGAACCUGUCAUUUACAGAGAUUUCAAGACGUCAAACAUUUUGCUUGAUACGGAAUACAAUGCAAAGCUUUCAGAUUUCGGUUUGGCAAAAGCUGGUCCUCAAGGUGACAAAACACAUGUUUCGACCAGAGUUGUCGGGACGUAUGGCUAUGCUGCUCCAGAAUACGUAAUGACAGGACACUUGACCUCAAAAAGUGACGUUUAUAGCUUUGGUGUUGUGCUAUUGGAAAUUUUAACCGGUAGGAGAUCGAUGGACAAAAAACGCCCGAGUGGAGAACAAAAUCUUGUCAUGUGGGCUCGUCCAUAUUUAUCAGACAAGCGAAAGGUGUUUCAACUAGUCGAUCCACGACUGGAAUUAAAUUACUCGAUCAAAGGGGUGCAGAAGAUUUCUCAGCUAGCUUAUAACUGCCUAACCCGGGAUCCUAAAUCCCGUCCUUCUAUGGAUGAAGUUGUAAAGGUUCUAACACCACUCCAAGACCUAAAUGAUCUUGCUAUUCUAUCUUACCACUCUCGGUUUUCUCAAGCCGGAAGGCGCAAGAAGAAACCAGACGGAAUGCAUCAACUCAAUGGCAACCAAUCCAAGAGUAGAAGAGAUUCUCCAUUAAAAUCUGGUAAACAGAAUUACAAAUAA
Messenger RNA from Fraxinus pennsylvanica, 1296 nucleotides. Lineage: Eukaryota; Viridiplantae; Streptophyta; Magnoliopsida; Lamiales; Oleaceae. The record is from the annotation of a GenBank genome assembly.